Molecule: messenger RNA, 2247 nt
Organism: Galleria mellonella (greater wax moth)
Lineage: Eukaryota; Metazoa; Arthropoda; Insecta; Lepidoptera; Pyralidae
Exons: 12
Coding region: 112-2247 (711 amino acids)
Biological process (GO): proteolysis
Molecular function (GO): zinc ion binding; metalloendopeptidase activity
Source: RefSeq, a predicted model, not a curated record
GAUUUACGACGAUAUAAAAGUAUUGAGUAUAGAAAAGGAAAUUAGAUUCUGUUAUCGCCGUAAAAUUGUAUAAAAAAAUGUCUUAAGAUCAAAUAUAUUUUUAUAUCCAUUAUGUUAAAUGUUUACGACGUAUUUUUGUGGAUAUUUAUGCAAUGUAUGUUAGUACAAUGUAUAAUACCUGGGUUAAAAGUAAACAAACUCGACAAAAAACUUAUUGAAAGAAAACGCCAAGACACUUUAGAUAUGUGUAGACUAUUUGCCGCUGAGGGUGAAAAAUUAUCCUCCAAUCUAAAUCCAAUUAAAAAGAUUGCGAAUCAUGAGAAAGAACUUAGCAGAUCAAAAAGGGAAAUAAAUUUUAAAAAAGAAGGCCUUGACGUGAGUAAUGCGAGACGAAUUGAAAGUAUUGUGGACAAAUUAUAUGACGACAUAACAGAAAAUGGUAAGAAAGUGGCAUACAGGCGUAGGGAUUUCGGAAGUAAUGAUAAGGAUCACUUAAAUAAAACCAUACGAAGAUUUAACUUUGCUCCAGCCGAGUUAACUGGAUCUGCAAAUGCAAUGAAGGUUUCAACGCGCCCACCCAGUACUGAAGGCGAAGCUCCAAGAAUAGCAUGGCCAAAAAAAUGGAAACACGGCAUUGUGCCUUAUUUUAUUGACUCCAAAACUUAUGACUCUGAACUCGCUGGCAUUUUAAUAAAUGCCUUUGAUUACUUCGAGAAAACUACAUGCAUUCGUCUUCAACGACUCCGCGAUAGACCCACCGAUAAGAACUCUUUGCAGAAUGUUGAAUGGCUGUAUAUCACAAAUCCUUCAGGCAUUAGACAAUGCGUACACAGCAACGAGCGUAAAGCCAACAAAGGUGUUCAGAUGGUGGUGUUCGGCUACGAUUGCCUCUCUGUAGGUGAAAUAGUACAUGAAAUAAUGCACGUACUGGGAUUUUCUCAUGAGCACAUUCGACCAGACAGAGACCAGUAUAUCACUGUUUUAUGGAAUAACAUUAAGUCAGGUUAUAAAAAAUACUUUGAAAUUAGAACCGACGAUCUUCUACAAAAUAUUCCAUAUGACUAUGCUAGUGUACUGCAUUAUCCACCACGUGCAUUUUCUAAAAAUGGUAAAGUCACUAUAUUUACUAAGUCUGGAAUAAAACUUGGGCAACGCCAAGGACUAAGUGAAACAGAUGUUGAGAAAAUUGGACUAAUAUAUGGAAAUGAAUGUGUGGAUCGUAACAAACAAUAUCUCUUAAAAACUUGUCCAAGCGUUGUAAAAAUAAGAACACAACCGAAAAACGUAACACAUAAAGAAGUAGUUGAAUAUUUCAAAGAUAGAUUGUGGCCAUAUGGAGUGGUCAAUUAUAAAAUUAAAGACAAAAUGGAAUUUUCUGCAGAAGAAAUUGAGAAUAUUAAAACAGUUAUUCGUCAUAUUGAACAAGAAACUUGUAUUAAGUUUCGAGAGCUUUAUGAUAAAGAUGACAAAACACCUAAUUAUAAAGAUAUUGAUAACAAGGAAAAUAUUUAUAAAAGUGUGUUAGAAAAUGAAAUUUAUAACGAUGACAACAGUAAUAAUAGAUUUUCUCAUCAAAUAAGGAGACAGUAUAAAAAUAACCCCGAAAUUGAUGAUAAAAACCAAUUUGAUAAUAUUAUAACUAAUAACAUACAAAAUGACACUAGAAGUACAUCUGUUCCGACAGAAUCUACUGUACAAUACGCAACGACGUCAAAAAACACGCAAGGUGCAGACAAUAAACUCGGGUCGCCUAGUCGUCGACACGUUGAAAAUAUACUAACAUUUACGAGAUCACUUAAGCCAGGGUGUGCAUGCCCGGAACCUGGAAAACCUAAAGGAAAUAAAGUAUUACAAAUUAAUUCCGAUUGUUUCAACUCAGUAAAUGAUCUACUUCACUUAUUCGUCCAUAUAUUGGGUCUAGAUCAUCAACACAAUAUGUACGACCGCGAUUCCUUUUUGCAUAUACUUUGGAAAAAUCUUACCGAAGAUAUCAAAACGGAUUUGCAACAAAUUUUACCUCCAGCUGCAUCUGUUGGUUUUGCAUAUGAUUACCAAAGCGUAAUGCAUUAUCCAUGGUUACAAAUAAAAAAUGGCGUUUCUAAUAUUAUGUAUCCAAUUUGGAACGAUGGUUGGGCAAUGGGUCACUGGCAAGGUUUGAGUUCGACAGACGUAAGCAAAAUUAAUCUGCUGUAUACGAAAGAAUGCCGUGCACUUGAAUUUGCAGAAAAUCAAGUGCUUGCACAAUAA